Messenger RNA from Fonsecaea nubica, 933 nucleotides. RefSeq lists its product as hypothetical. The transcript has a single exon. The record is from RefSeq and is a predicted model, not a curated record. Gene Ontology annotation, molecular function: histidinol-phosphatase activity. Bases 1 to 933 code for a protein of 310 amino acids. Gene Ontology annotation, biological process: L-histidine biosynthetic process. Gene Ontology annotation, cellular component: cytoplasm. Lineage: Eukaryota; Fungi; Ascomycota; Eurotiomycetes; Chaetothyriales; Herpotrichiellaceae.
AUGCCGUUCUCCCAUCAUUCCCACUCUGGCCAGUUCUGUGCCGAUCACGCACGAGACUCCCUCGAAGAGGUGAUCCAGACGGCCAUAUCCAAGAACAUGUCCGUCUUUGCCCUGACCGAGCACAUGCCCCGACACGAACAAGACCGGUACCCGGGAGAGACAAACACCCUGGAGAUGCACUUCGCCAACGAAGCGGCAUACAUCGCAGAGGCUCUCCGGUUGCGCCAAAAGUACAAGGAUAGGAUAGGGCUGCCCUUAGGGUUUGAAGGCGAAUGGAUCCGACCCGAGUCCGAGGAGUUGAUCAAGAAGAGUCUGGACAAGCACCCCUAUGACUUCUUCGUCGGAUCGGUCCACCAUGUCCAUAUGAUCCCAAUCGACUACGACGGCUCCAUGUAUCGCGACGCCCGACUAAAGGCCGGUGGAACGGAUGAGAGGCUCUUUGAAGAUUACUUUGACGCCCAAUUUGACAUGUUGGACGCCCUCAGACCUCCUGUGGUUGGGCACUUUGAUCUCAUCCGGCUCAAGAGUGAUAAUCCGAACCAGAGUUUCAAGGACAUGAUGGGUGUAUGGACACGGAUAUCAAGGAACCUGGACUGUAUCGCCGGGUACGGUGGAAUCCUCGAGAUAAACUCGUCGGCGUUGAGGAAGGGCCUGAACGAGCCGUACCCCAAGGCCGAGAUUUGCCAGGCUGCGCUGGAGAGAGGCAUCCGCUUUUGCUUAUCCGAUGACAGUCACGGCGUAGACCAGGUCGCUCAUAGCUAUGCACGUGUCCUGGCCUUCUUGGAAAAGGUCGGCAUCAGUUCCGUAGCGUUUCUGAGCCACCGGGAUCUCGGUACGGGACAAGGCCAGAUACACGACGGCGAUCGCUUUCAGACCCUGCAUACUGAGCAGAUGGGGCUGAAAGAGCUUAAGGAACACAAGUUUUGGGCGUAA